CUUUCCCCGUUAGCAAUCUGACAAACUUCGAUUCAAAGCGUGUUUGACGGAGACGUAACUUGUUUUUUGAAAUUUCGAAUGUCGCGAAGGCCGUUCGGUAGCAGUGCCCAUAGCGGCGGAUUUGGAAGCCAUAUGAGCCGAGCCGCGCCUGAGGCUGUGAUGCUGCAGCAACAGCAAGGGGAGAACCCCAUGGCACCGGCAAUGCUGGGUGGCGGGCUGCUGCCGAGCAAGUCGUCGUCGGCGUCGGCGUCCUCGCGGCUUGGCAAUGCCGGUGGCAGUGGGAUGCUUGGAUCUGGCUUCCCCGUGGCCAAGCAGAUGGGCGGCGGCGGCGGUAGCGGCGGCGGAGGCAGCGCAGGGCCUCGUACGGUGUUUGGCAAUGUUUCAAACGCUCAAAACGGUUUCAAAGCAUCGACAAACCCGGCAUCCGCCAAGCACAGCAACAAGAGCGCAGGCGCACGGCCGUCGCUGUUCAUGGGCGCACCGCUCAUGCAAACAGCAGCGGCGGCAGCGCGACACCCGCGGGAAGAGCUCAUUGAGCGCGAGUACAUGGCGCCGCCAAUGGAAGAUCUGCCAUACGAACCGUACGAUUUAGGAUUUGAUUCAUAUUUUCGCGCCAUGCCGCAGCCGCAACGACGUGCGGGGGCGUCCACGACACUAGUUACAUCAUCUUCAUUAUCCAGUUCACUCGAUGUAGACGCGCUUGCAGAUUUCGACCCCUUUGCCGAUAUGGACAUGCCAAAGGACGCUGAUUUUGUAGAGGAGCCACUUUCGCCAAUGGAGAUGCCAGCCGAUGACGAGGGUCAAUGGUGAUUGACAAGUUUUGCUUCAAGUUACAUCUCCAUUUGUUUUGUUUGUUUCUCUUCUACUCCUCUUAUCUCUCUCUCUCCCUCUCCCCCCCCCCGCGUGUUGCAAGCACGUUGAUUGUCUCUCGCACCCUCUUGAAGGAGUUUUCAAGUGUGUCGUGAGGCUGAAUUGUCUGUGUAUAGAAGCCAAAAAUUAAGGACGAUUGAUUUACC
Molecule: messenger RNA, 1016 nt
Organism: Capsaspora owczarzaki ATCC 30864
Lineage: Eukaryota; Filasterea; Ministeriida; Capsasporidae
Exons: 3
Coding region: 79-810 (243 amino acids)
Source: RefSeq, a predicted model, not a curated record